Oryza sativa Japonica Group (Japanese rice) is the source of this 1486-nucleotide messenger RNA. Its product is annotated as probable histidine kinase 4. The record is from RefSeq and is a predicted model, not a curated record. NCBI's taxonomy places the organism in Eukaryota, Viridiplantae, Streptophyta, Magnoliopsida, Poales, Poaceae.
GUAAAGUGCUUUGGGCGUAUAUAUUUUGUAUAUUGUGGUGGACGGUAUAUACCAGACAUUAUACAUGAGGUAAAGAGAAGACUACUUUACAAGCCGUGGUCCCGCCUCCCCCGCUUUUUUUUUAUUUUUCCCCUCCAAAUUAUUGCCGACCACACAUCUCGCCGUUGUGUUCCAGAACACACCAUCCGCGGAUUCCCCCUUCCUCCCCCGAGCGCCGCCACCACCAUCCCCCCACCCUCCUCCCUCCUCCGCCUCGUCGACGCGGCGGCGAUGGCGUCCACGCGGCAGCAGAACCUGGGCCCGGAUGUUCUACCCCAUGCCACUGCCGAUGGAUGCGCGGCGGCGGUUGAUGUUAGGGUGUCCAGCGACAUUGCCAGUCAAUAAGAACCGGGCACAAUCAAGAAGAACCCGGCGGAUGAUGUUAGGGUGUCCAGCGACGGAUCUCAUCCUGAGUUGCGACGAACACGAAUGCCACAAGCACGAGAGAGAGAGAGAGAGAGAGAGAGAGAGGUGGAGGCGGCGGAGGGGAGGCUGCUGCUGCUGCUGCGGCGGCGGCGCAUUUGAAUUGGGGUGGGAGGAGGCGGAGGGGAGGCGGCGGCGGCGGCGGUGGAGGGGGAUGGUGAAGCUGAGCACGGUGGCGGUGGUGGCGUGGGUGCUGGCGUCGGCGGCGCUCUGGGCGGGGCUGCACUGGCGCUUCCGCCGCCCGGCGCUGCACAAGGCCGAGGAGGCCCUCGUCUGCAUUUGCGAGGAGCGCGCCCGCAUGCUGCAGGACCAGUUCGCCGUCUCCGUCAACCACGUCCACGCCCUCGCCAUCCUCGUCGUGACCUUCCACUACGACAAGCACCCUCCCGCGCUCGACCAGGACACGUUCGCCGUGUACGUCGCGAGGACGUCCUUCGAGCGGCCGCUGCUGAGCGGCGUGGCGUACGCGCAGCGGGUGGUGCACGCCGACAGAGAGAGCUUCGAGCGGCAGCAAGGGUGGAUCAUCAAGACCAUGAAGCACGAGCCGUCCCCAGCGCAGGACGAGUACGCCCCGGUGAUCUACUCCCAGCCUCCCAGGAGACCAUCUCCUACAUCGAGGAAGAGGAGAGGAGAGUCCUAAGUCCAUGUCAACAUUUCAUAUCUCAGGAAGAGUUUGAAGCAAAUGAGGAAACAGGGAGGCUGAUCUGUGGCCACAGCUAUCAUGUGCAAUGCAUAAAGCAGUGGCUUUCUAGGAAGAACACCUGCCCUGUCUGCAAAACUGUUGUCUCAAAGACAUGAAAUCCAAUCAGUCCCUAAGCACACUUGAACUGAAAAGUGUGAAAAGGACUUGCUCUUUCACAGUGUUGUUUGUGAUUGUACAGCUCUGUUUGUACAUGAUGCUUUGUGUAAGCACAAGCCUGAAGCAAACCAUCUCAUUUGCAUAUAGCAGUUUACAUGUUUUCAGUUUUCCCAGUGUCUACUGAGUGUUAAGCAUUUGCUUGUAGAAACUUACAUGUUUUCAGUU